AUGUUGAUAAGUGGUACUGUCGCCUCUCGUGUGCAAGGGAUGUGCAAAACCAUGUGUCCAGAUGCUGAAAUUCGUUUCCGUUGUUCCAAUGGUAUGAUUCAUCCUCUAGAAAAAUGCGAAGUUGGAAGGAGGAAUCGCAAGUUUGUAAAGGAAUAUGCUCGACCUGCUGCUGGACGUGAUCAUCUCCAUCCGGAAUGUCUUCGGCCUCCAGAUAUUCUCAUAGAAACCGUCAGAUAUUUAAUGGAAGUAUACGAAGAAGAGAAGAACAUACGUUUUGCUUGCGUCUAUGCGUUUAUGUGUGACCGUUUGAGAGCUGUUAGACAGGACAUGAUCCUUCAAGUUGUCUUGCCUGUGGAUACAGUUCGGAUUCUACAAGAAAUGAUACCAUUUUAUUUUGAAAGUGAUUAUUUAUGCAGGACGAAGGGUUGCAGUUCAUAUGACUGGAAAUUACACUUGACUUCACUAGAAGAAUGUCUUUCAAGAUGGAAAGAGGCCUUACCUUACGUGCCGAAGGAGCUUAUCUGUCCAAGAACAUUGUCCACACUCUGUAUAGCCUAUAAAUCCACUCAAAUGAGGGUUCCUAUUUCUGCAAUGACUCAAUGGCUUUAUUAUCCUGAUACUUGUGAUCUCAUCGCUCUUCUUUCAUGUUGUUCCGUUGCUCAAGCAGAUUCUAUUCUGGUUUCUUCUAUAAAUCUGAACGCACUUGAGAGUGAAGAAUCUAAGAAAGCCAUGGAAGCAGUGGUAAUGAUCUCAGAUAUAGCUUGGAUUCCUCGAGGAGUUGCGAAGAAGAAUCCGGAUAAAGUGAAGUUGGACGAGGAACAACUGAAGAAACUCAUUUCUGGUGGGUUGCUCAAUACUUACUUAUUCUCUGAUAACUUGUUUUCUCAUUUUAUUUGCUGCAAAGGUUUAGAUACUAUCUCACAGAUCUAA
Molecule: messenger RNA, 930 nt
Organism: Strongylus vulgaris
Lineage: Eukaryota; Metazoa; Nematoda; Chromadorea; Rhabditida; Strongylidae
Source: the annotation of a GenBank genome assembly